This is a messenger RNA of Symbiodinium natans, 6207 nucleotides long. The record is from the annotation of a GenBank genome assembly. NCBI's taxonomy places the organism in Eukaryota, Dinophyceae, Suessiales, Symbiodiniaceae.
AUGGCCGACCAAGCCCUCACGAAGGCGUGGGGUACGCUUUCUAUGGAGGCAAAGAAGGCCAUCGAAGAAGCAGGAUGGAAGCCGCGGACGAUGGAGCCGGGGCCCAAUUGGCCCCCGGGACUACCAGGUAGUGGAUCGCAAACCGAAAGCAUGACGCAAAAGGAGUACUACGAGGCCAUUGAAACGGUGUGGCAGGGAGCUGAGCCCGCAGUGCAAAGGCUGCUCAGAGCAGCGGGUAUUCCCCCGCCAGGGGACUACAAGCCUGAGGAUGAGACGCCAAAGCAGGAGCUCAGCCGCCAUGUUGGUACAUACAGAAGGACGACAAACAAGCUGAGAUCACUCAUUGAGAAGAAGGUCCGGCUUCAAGACAAAACGGAAAGGAUCAAGAGCGAGUUCGAGCAGGCCAUGAAGCAGCUUGCGCAAGUCAGCCAGGCCAUCCAGACCACGGAGCUUGAGGUUGCGGAAGCACAGAGGAAGGUACAAGCCUGUGUGAAAGAUGAGGAGGAUUCGCCGUACAAGGACGUCGCGUCCUACCUGGAAAAGGAAGGGAUCAUCCUGACCGACGAGCAAGCGGAAGCGCUCAAAACAAGGAUGGCAGUCAAGGUCGUGGAGACAGACUGGACUGGAGUCUUGGGACCACGAGAGCCAGGCAUGCCAACCGAACUUGGCAUGUAUGGGCCGAUGCGCAUGUCUCGAGAUGUGUCAGUCAGGGCAACGCCGACGGGGCGCGAACGCUCGCCGGAGUCUCAAUGGGGAGACUCUGUUUACACUUUUGGUGGUGGCCGGAAGCAGUGUCACGGGGACAUUGUAUGGCCACAGGCGCAUGGGGAAGGCAGUCAAGCUGUGUCUAGUACCCAUGUGCCUAGUACAAACAGCACAGUGGAAGACAGCCAAGAGAGCUGGAGUCCAGUUACGAGGGGUCCGGAGCCUGUCCGAGCUGUGGACAGCAGUUGGGCGGUCACAGGGCCCAGAUACUUCCAUAUAACAAGGGAAGACAUCGAAGAGGAAUGUGAGCAUUCGGCCUCGCGAGAAGCUGAGGGAAGCCAAAUACAGAUGAGAGACCAUGCAGCGGUUAGAGGGGAGAACAUGAAGGCCUCGCAGGAAGCUGAGGAAACACGAUUCUCGGCCUCGCCGUGUGCUGAGGGUCGCAGAGGAAAACAAAAGCCCAAGAAGCGGAAAGCAAAACCCACGGAACCACCAAAAGAUCUGCCACAGGAGUGGCAAACGCUAUGCCAAGUGGUGGGUAGAUAUGAUGCUUCCAGUGAGGCUGCUGCACUCGAAGCCAUUGAGAAGCUGGAAGAGCAGGAACUCAACCCGCUACAACAACGAGCAUGCCACGAAGUGCUUCGUUCCUUUGUGGAGCAUGACGCACAAUAUGCCAAAUGGAUCUUGGCAGAUGUGGCAAGUGGGUAUCGCCAAGAUGAUAAGGCCGAAUGCAUCAAAAUCACAGCGGCUAACAUCACCAGCUGGAGGAAACCCAUAGCGGCAUGGAUACACGAACUAGGACCGGACCUGGUGGUGCUGCAGGAAACCCAUCUCAAGACGGAGGGUAUCCAGCAAGCCAUGAGCCAUUGCCAAGAUAUGGGAUACACCUUCAUUGGCAUGCCAGGCAGUACAAAAAUUAAGGGUGUACAAGGAGGCCUGGCAGUGGUGGCACCCCGACAUAGGAAUCUGCGAUACCUUACCGAGUAUGGGUCAGGACCGGCGGGCUUCCUGGCAUGUGCCAUGAGAAACAAAGGCUGGGAUUUGAUCAUCGUCAGUCUGUAUUUGGAGAGCGGGGUCGGAUUCCAGGCUCCAAACAAUAUCCAAGUACUGACGAGACUGAUAGCCUUUCUCAAGGGCUGCAAAGUGCCAUAUAUGGUGCUGGGAGAUUGGAAUGAAGCCCAGGAUACCAUGAGGGGCACAACUAUGGCGACAGAAGUUGGUGGUGCAUUUGUAGGAGUGGGGGAACCAACGGCCCAAGGAUCGGACGAAAUUGAUUACGGGCUGGUUGCGAAAUGCUUGGUGCCCAUCCUGCAAGUGAAAACGGAUUGGGAAACCCCUUUUCGGCCUCAUGCUGCGAUGCAUUGGAGGGUAGCCCAACCGAGCAGUAGCCCUGAUGUUCCCCAGAUGAAGAAGGCGGGAGCAUUGGUGACGGAGACGGUGGAAUACGAACCAGUUCAAAACACACAGAGCAUCAACAUCCUGGAUGAACCCAAGAUGGAAGAUGAGCUCAGUGAGACAUUCGCUCACCUGAGUGCCGGGGUGGAGAGGUCGAUCACAGGCCGAAUCGAAGGCAUGGGUGUUAAAUCCGAGAUUGUCCGGAAGAAGUUGGUGGUCAACAACCCGGAGAACGUUGUCUGGACAGGCAAGAGGGCGGCCUUUUGGAACAGGGUCCAACAAUGGGUCAAACAAGGCAGACAUCAUGGCGAUGCGCAUCCGGUGGCGCGUCUGGUCCAACGCAGGCUCGGCGAGUAUUACGAGGGUGAUGCGCAGAACCAGGAGGAUAUGCUCGUGAAUAUCCUGGGCCGGGGUACGGACGCUAGACUUGUUCUGAAGCGCAUCGACGAACAGCAAUGCUACGCGAGAAAGGCGGAUAUGGAAGAGACAGCCCACCAGUACAAGCAAUGGCUCAGCAAGGCCAUGGAAAAGGGCAUGCGACCAUUGUACAAUGCCUUGCGAAAAGAAGAACAAGUGGUACAAAGACCCUACAUGGAAUAUGACAUGCUGGAACGGCCACACAUUCGCCGAGACCACUGGGCGGCAGUGUGGACGACGGGCCAGCCGUUGGCAAAAUCGGCCUCGCUCAUGACGGAGCUUGAGGAUGCAGCCAAAAAACAAGCGGCCAGCGUGGAGCCGCUGAACCCUGUCGAGGUCAAGGCAAGGAUCAAAAAACUGGCACUAAAGAGCCCGGGGCCGGAUGGCUGGAGGAUUGACCAUUUGCAGGCCAUGGACGACAAAGCAGUUGAAGCCGUUGUGUCCUUCUACCAUGAAUGUGAGGCCAAGGCAGCAUGGCCGCAGCAAAUGACAGUCUCCCUUAUAGCAAUGCUGCCGAAGAAUCUGACCCGGGAAAGACCAAUCGCCUUGCUACACAUCCUGUACAGGACCUGGGUCCGUUUGCGAUGGGAUUUGGUAAGUACUUGGCAGGCAGGCUAUGCCCAAACUGCCACGUACGACAAGGCAGUCCCAGGCAGUUGCUGCUUGGACGUGGCCGUAGGCAGACUACUGCGAAAUGAGGUGGCGAAGACAAAUGGUGUGCAUGUGGUGUCACUCUUUGUGGACCUCGAGUCCUUUUUCGAUACCAUCCAAUUUCAGCAAUUGAUCACGGCAGCAACGGCCCUGCAAUAUCCAUCGCUAAUCCUGAAGAUGGCACUGGAAGUGUACAUGGGUGCCAGAUAUUUGGUGGCAGAUGGGGUGCUGUCAGCAGGCAUCAGAGCUACGAAUGGCGUGCAAGCAGGGUGUCCAGCUGCGCCAUCGUUGGCAAAGGUGGCAUUGCACCCGGUGAUAGAUAAGAUCCAAAGGCGACGAGAUGUGGCAAACGUGGAUUGUUGGUUGGAUGAUGUCUCAAUUGACAUCCAGCAUAAGUCCUUUAAACAAGUGGCGGAUAGUGCGAUACGAGUCUACCGCAGCUUAAAGGACGGGAUGGACGCUAAUGGUUUCACGAUUUCAUCCAAGAAGACAGGGUUUGUGGCCAGCAGUACCCAGGCGAGCAAGCACCUGCGAGAACUCCUGUUGCCUCAUGAGCCACAGGUGUACGACGUGAUGCGUGACUUGGGCGUCGACAGUACAGGGGGGCGAAAGCGUCGCUUGGUGACGUCGGCAACGCGGGCCAAGAAAGCCCAUGCGAGACAUAGCAAACUGUCCAGGCUGGGGCCGCCGCCCAGCACUAAACUCCGAGUGGUCAAGGCAGCGAUCACAUCCGUUGCUUUGUGGGGGCACCCCUCUGUGGGGGUAUCACCUAAAAGAAUGAAAUGGCUCCGAACAGUGGUAGGAAAACACCUGGGUAAAUACAAGCUUGGGAGUUUGGAAACCAUCUUGGACAUGGGAGCCAAGAAAUGCCAGGAUCCAAAGCGCACAAUCCACAAGCAGCAUUUCAAGGUGGUGGCCAAGGUUUUCCGUGCAUGGAUUGGUGGCGGAAAAGCCCACUUUGACUUGGCCUGGAAAACCACUUGGAAGAGGUUGAGUGCGGCCAAACACCACUGGCCACUGGUCACGGGGCCGAUGGCAGCAACCAUGGCGUACUUAAUGGAUCUGAAGGUGGAUGCCAGUGACCCAGGCAAAUGGAAGAGAGGAAGUGUCCUCAACGUUGAUUGGACCCAGCCACGCAUGGGUAGCCUCGCCUACAAAUGGCUUGAGGGAUUCCUGGAGGAACAAAAACGGGCUGCAAUAGCGCGACAGGCAGGUGGCGCUGGUGCCCAAGAGGGGCUGGAUUGGACGCCGCAUCACAAGCUGACGAAGCUGGGAGGCCUAAGCCCAGGCCUUAUGGAAGGUAUAAAGUCAGUGUGGCACGCGGGCGUCAUCACGGAGACCAAGCCAGGAUGGUGCAAGAAGUGCCAAAUGCCAGCAACUCUGGAGCAUGUCCUCAAGGAAUGUCCUUACUGGCGUGAACAAGGGUUCAAAGAACCCAAGCUCCAGGAAUACUUGCGUCACAAAUACCCAUGGGAGUGUUUGUGGACAAGGGCACUCCUGCCAAAGCCGGCGGUGUGGCACCCGAAGCCGCCGGAACACCUUUUAGGUCUGCGAUACCAAGGAUGCUUCGCAGCUGAUGCAAAAGUGGAAGCGGAAGGCUUGAUCUUCGCCACUGACGCCAGUGGAGGUCCAGGAGGAAUAGACCCACGUGUACAAACAUCAGCCCUUGCAGUAGUGGCUAUGUCCUGGACAAAAGGUGUCCUGGUGGAAGUCGGACGGAUUACAGAGCUGGUCUACCCGUGGCAGCCGGUGGUGGACAUGGAGCGUCGUGCACUUUUCCGACUAAUGGAGCACACGGAGGAUCUGAUUGAUGUCACUAUGGAUUGCAAGCCGGCAGUCCAAGUGCUACAAAAAACACAACCGCCGGAGGAUGACCUGGAAUGGAGCAAAGUGUGGAAUGGCAGGAAACGUAUCAAGGCAACAUGGGUCCCGUCCCACAAAACUGAAGAGGAAUUCCUGGCGAAGAUGGGGCCGGGUACGUUGUGGCGACGUGCAGCGAAUGACAUGGCAGACAAAGUAUGUGGAGCAGUGGCGGCGGCUGCUUACAGCCCAGCGCACAAGAGGCGUGUCAAAGAAUUGGACAAUGUGGUGCGCACACUUUCCCUGGCGUACGGUGCACGCGCAGCCCACAUAUUGCGGAAGCGCAAAGAAGAAGACUUCCCCUUCAUCCUGGACCAUGCGCAUUACAAAGAGAAGAUGGUGGUCUUGGAGCAGUACUGCGUCAACCAGCCGGAGGCGCGAGUGCGUGAAGAGUGGGGAAUCGGCCGGACAAAGGCAAGGGCAAAAGCAAGAACAAGCAGAAGGAUCAGCCCCGUGAACGUUCCCCGCUUCGACAGGCCAGACACCCGGAGCAGCCUUGGGAUAGUGAAGAGGAGAGAGCUUCGGAAUCUCCGGUGGGUCCGGUACGCCUACGGGAGAGAGGAGAAGACAGUACGGCCUCGCCUCAAGCUGAGGGUGUCGAUGAAGAGCAAGAGGCAAGCCAGCCUCGUACAGUCACGCUGGCGGAAGGGCCAGGUGCGGGGCGCACUCGACGAGGAUAUGCUCUGGAUCGGCUAUGGGACCCUGUGGGCAGGAUGGAUUGGAGUCCUUUUCGACGAAGCGGUGGAGGGUUACUGCCACCACUACUUCUAUGGAAGUAUCAUCCGCAGGGCAGAGCUGUUCAACACAUGGUGGCAGGAACAUCGCCAUGAAGCCGGGGUCCUCAGACAGUCCCUGUUUUACCUGGUGGCUAUAACGUCAUGGCUGACCAUGCAAGGAGUUGCUCUAUCGGAUAUCACGGUGAGCAACGUUGGGCGCGACCCAAUGUCAGGAUCGCUACCACGGGCAAUGUUCUUUGACACGGCGGAGUGGACGACGCUGCAGGAGGAGAGAUACAAGAUAUCAUGCGGCCUCGUACGCCUCCUGGAGAAAUAUGAUGAGGAGCUACUGGCAACCAUACGUGGAUUGGUCAGAACGUACGACGGCAAGGCCAGCGCGCUUUGGAUGGCGUGCGUAGGCAAUGUCGGGCCAUUUGCCCAAACAGACAAGAAACAUGGAUAG